AUGGACUGCAACUAUACUGAGUCCGAGAACACGCUAAUCUAUUAUCAGCGGCGUCUUAAGCAGAUCAAUAGCGAGCUAGACAAGAUCAAGUCACUUUUGUACCCGCUCGCUACCGCACGCAACAGAGAAGCUGCCGCUGCAUGGGCUGUAGAGCUCGGAAAACAUGGGCUUCAGUAUUGCACAGCCGCAGAUAUAGAGCGCUCUCUUUCUUCAUCGGCAAAAGAUCUACAGUGUAUAACGGCCUGCCCUGCGAGUGAAGCCGAGCACGUCCAACUCGACUCGACAAAGAAGCCAACUUCUUGUCUUAUCCUCGCCAAUAUUUCUCGAGAUCCCCAACCUUCCUCGACAGCUAGUGUUUCCAAUGCGCCUGAUAACGUCCAAGAGCAGGGGGGAUCACUCAGUCCAGUAUGCGAUAGCAGCUACUGCCACCGAAGCCUCGGAGAGGAGGUUGCUGAAUCACUAUCCUGCCAGACCGCCCAAGCUGUGGUCUCACAAUGGGUCACCCAAGAACCGCCUUACGAGCUGGAAUCACAAACUAGACUAAGAUGCGUGGGUUUGGCGGAGCUACAGCUGAGUGAAGCUGACGAAAGCUUCGACGAGAGGCGGGCAUCAGCCUCUGCGAGCGGCCAGCAGGUCAUAUGCUCCUCGCCGACGACCGUCUUCUACCGAGGUCUUCAGAUUGUAGUGCUUGAGGGCUUUUCUCAAUACGCAGAUAUGCUAGUCCGUAACCAAAAGACCGCCAUUGAUCAGGGUCUAAUAUAUAGGGUAAACGAACCAACCCAGACAUACAUUGUGGGAUGGUUAGGCCUGCCAGUUCAGAUGGCUUGUGUCCAGCUAGUGUUGCCCUCGGGUAGCACACAGAAUCUAGAGAAAAUACCCGCUACCCCUAUUUGCCUGGUCAAGAAGCACGACUUGGUAAGGGCAGGACUAGUCCUAGUCCCUCUACGUACGUGUUGGCGGCUCUCGCGCAGUGGAUCGAGAUGGAUAGACCUGACCUCGCUAGAAGAGAGCUAUAGGCAGUUUCUAGAGGAGUACGUGAUCUCUGUAUCUUUAGAGAACCCUCUCGUUAACGAUCAGCAGCUUAUCUUGCGUCGCUUCUGCUUGAAUGCAGUGGAUCACUACGCGACAAAUGUAGCGGAGCAUAGCCGGUCGUGCGAUGGGUGUUAG
Molecule: messenger RNA, 1167 nt
Organism: Bipolaris sorokiniana ND90Pr
Lineage: Eukaryota; Fungi; Ascomycota; Dothideomycetes; Pleosporales; Pleosporaceae
Exons: 4
Coding region: 1-1167 (388 amino acids)
Source: RefSeq, a predicted model, not a curated record